ACAGCAGCAGCAUUUGCUGCUAGUCUGUUAGCAACAUACAUGUGGAGGGAACAGCACCGAGAGUUGCUCGUAGCCCAAAGUUAGCACAAUUUUCUCUUUUCUUUUGUAUUGGGGCAACAUUACGACGACCUCGGUGAUUUUUAAACCACAAAUAAGUUGAGAUAAAGAUGAAAGGUAGCCGGAUCGAGCUGGGGGACGUCACCCCCCACAACAUUAAACAGCUGAAGCGUCUCAACCAAGUCAUCUUCCCCGUCAGUUACAACGACAAGUUCUACAAAGAUGUGCUGGAAGUAGGAGAGCUCGCUAAGCUAGCAUAUUUCAACGACAUCGCCGUGGGAGCCGUGUGCUGUCGAGUGGAUCACUCCCAGAACCAGAAGAGAUUGUACAUCAUGACACUUGGCUGCCUCGCACCCUACCGCAGACUGGGCAUAGGAACAAAGAUGCUGAACCACGUGUUGAACAUCUGUGAGAAGGAUGGCACGUUUGACAACAUUUACCUUCACGUGCAGAUCAGCAAUGAGUCUGCAAUUGACUUCUACCAGAAGUUCGGUUUUGAGAUCAUCGAAACGAAAAAGAACUAUUACAAGAGGAUAGAGCCGGCAGAUGCCCACGUUCUCCAGAAGAGCCUGCGGAGCCCGUGUGAGCCCCCGGCAGGAGACCUGCAGAAGGCUGAGUAGGAGCUGGAGCACGCUGGGAGAGAUGGAUCUCGGGCCGUAUUCACCAAGUGGAACUGUGACCGAUGCCCCAGGGCCUGUAGAUACACCACUUUUUUCGGAGGGCAGUUUAAAGAGAAAAACGAGUCCAUGACAAAUUGCUGAAUUUUUAUUUUUCAAAAAAACAAAACAAAAAAACAAAACUCAGUCCCCAUCAGUUUGCAUUUUCUUUGCAUUUUUUUUUUCUUUCCUCAUUUAGAGAGUUGAAAUUAGACACGAGGGUUUUUUUUUCCUUCUUCUUCAGGCAGAAUACAUAAGUGCUCCAAAAAGCUGCUUACUUGUUCCAGAGUAGACACGGUGAAGGUUAACUAUGUAAGCAUAUCGUUUGCAUUUUGUUUUAAAUCGUUAAUGGCAAAGGGGACACGACGUUGUUGUUUGAACAAGGCGAUAGACCUUUUAAAAAUAGGACUGUUGUGUUUUUUUUUUUUUUUUUUUUUUUUGGCGAGAGGUGGUCCUGCCUGGCAGCAUUGGACGCCACACUUACAGAUCGCCUCGGUGACCUCCGGACCUCGCAUCACCUCGCCACCUGAGCCCAGGGACGCAGAUGUGUUCGAUUUUACAGGCAGAAUGCAGGGGAGGAGUAUUGCACGUGAUGUGGUGUGUCUUUGCUGUGCGAGUCUCUCCGAUCUGCCUCGCACGGGAUCAUCUCGCCCCCUCGAGCCGGCGCGAACAUGGUCAAACGGUUUGAGAGUGAGAGAUCGGGUGUGGGAGUGUAGGAGUAAACUCCACUCCCGUUUCUGAAUGUCUUUGCUUCUCUGCCCAUUAUUUAAAGUCCCCUCAAUUUUGUUUGUUUGUUUGUUUUGCAUAAUUGCUGGUUGGUUCAUGGCUUUUCCUGGGGUGCUGUUGGUGCUUCAGAUUGGAGAAAAGACUGUAAGUGCCAGUUAUGGAGAGGAGGUGUGCUGUUGGUACAGUUACCCCAGAAUAUGAGACACUUUUAACGUAGCACGUGCCUUUUUCUACACACUCACAUUCCACGUGCAAGAAAUUGAUUUUAACUUAUUUUGAGAUCCUUUUUUCCCCCAAGAACAAACUGAUUUCAGAUUGUGGGAAAACGACUACGACAGCGUGAAGUACACUUAUUUGUUGAUUUAACAAACCGCAUUGAUGUGAAGUCACAGAGAAUGUAAGCAUUUACAUGGUUAAUUCAGUAGUCCAUGUGAUUGUUAAAGUAUUGGGAUUCUGCAAAAGAAAACCGCAAGAGUUCUCAUUUCUUCUUGGAUUUUUCCUCCAUGUGACAACACACAAAUUACAUUUCAUGAUAUUUGUAAGUGUUGAUUGAUUGAUUAUUUUCAGCAGUCUCCUCUUCGGCACACUGGCAGCUAUAAACCUACCCACAACAUGUUGCUAUCAUUUCAGUGAUGUUCACUGACCAAAAAAAACCAUCUGUUUUUUAAUGCACUGUGGGAUUGGCGUGGUUCGGUUAUAGAGGUUCCUUAUGCUGAACUUGGAUUUGCAGGCCAGACCCCAGGGGAAGCCUUGACACUGCAUGCCAAGAGGGAUGUGCCCUUUCCAUUGUAGUACAAGCAUGUUUUCUUUCUUUCUUUGGAAAAUUUUUGUCUUUUCUGGAGCUCUAUAUUGUAAAACUUUUAAAAACCUCUAAAUAAAAUACUAUUUGCAUUA
Messenger RNA from Hemibagrus wyckioides, 2333 nucleotides. RefSeq names its product N-alpha-acetyltransferase 50, NatE catalytic subunit (gene naa50). Lineage: Eukaryota; Metazoa; Chordata; Actinopteri; Siluriformes; Bagridae. The transcript has 5 exons. Gene Ontology annotation, biological process: mitotic sister chromatid cohesion. The record is from RefSeq and is a predicted model, not a curated record. Bases 168 to 677 code for a protein of 169 amino acids. Gene Ontology annotation, molecular function: acyltransferase activity, transferring groups other than amino-acyl groups. Gene Ontology annotation, cellular component: NatA complex.